Messenger RNA from Mucor velutinosus, 1374 nucleotides. RefSeq lists its product as uncharacterized. The record is from RefSeq and is a predicted model, not a curated record. Bases 1 to 1374 code for a protein of 457 amino acids. The transcript is spliced from 8 exons. NCBI's taxonomy places the organism in Eukaryota, Fungi, Mucoromycota, Mucoromycetes, Mucorales, Mucoraceae.
AUGUCACUGACGACAACGCUGAACACUAGCAAGAUAGCGCCAUCUCAACAGGAUUUUUAUCCAAAAGUACAGCCUCGUUCAUCAGCUGAGAGGGAUAACAGCAUUCUGUUGCACUCGGCAUUGAAGGCAGCCUCCACCGACAUGGCACACAAGCUGUUGGAUUAUGCUUCAUUGGACAAGACGGAUUGCGAGGCAAGUUGUAUCCUCAUUGCACUGGCCAACCAUGAACCACUUUUAUCUCGGUCAAAUAAGACAAAUGAGUCAAAUGGAGAGACCAGCGAGCCAAAGCAGCCAGAUCAAGACAAGAUGAAUCAAGAAAACCUCUCGAGCAAGCAGGCAUCUCAAGAUGUAACACAAACAAACGACAAGAAAUCUCAACAGAAAAACGACCCAAUUAUGCUGCUCAUGGCAGCGGCGGAAGUGGUUAAUCGUCAAUCUCAUUCUGAUGAAAAGAGAAAGAGAUACAGUUAUCCCAGCAGAUAUUAUCAUCGCACAUCGGACGAAUGGACUCCUCAACACAAGCGAAUGUGCACUAGUCCACCCACCUCGCCUGCUCCAACUUACAAACCAGACACGUGGCGUAAAAAUUCUUCCAGAUUCCAUAGCAAGAGCGAUCAUAAAAGUAGCACAAAGGUUGCGGCAAACAACAGCUUUUCAAGACAAUAUCACUCCAUGAAGCAAAACCCAAAGAUCAAGCAGAAUGCCUUGCACACCUACAUUACCUAUAUGAUUUACAACGAUUUAGCCCAUGGUGGUGGUACACAUCAGAACGGGAAAACAAAUGCCAUGACGACUUCUACAUUAGCAAAUGGUGCAAUUGAGAAAAAUCAUCAGCCCAAUGUAUUCGAGUCGGUGAGCACCAACAACAUGCACCCUUCUACUGCUUCCUCUUCCGUAUCGCCAAAUUACUACAAGCAAUCAAAGCAGAGAAAUGAGCAUCUUCACCAUCGCCCCUAUGCAGGAGAUGCAUUGCACAAUAGCCCAGGUAGUAGCAGCAGCAUGCGAUCAGUGUCUACCACACCUGCAGAUGUCAACACCCAUUCCCAGCUGACGACAUCAAGCACGACGACAGGCAACACCAGUGAUUCCAAGAGCACCAUCAGCAGUUUAUCCUCUCCAUGGUACCCACCUGCUAAUCAUUCGCCAUUGAAUGCUCGCUCUUCUAUUGCUCCAUCAGCACCACCACCACCGCCGCCUACGUUUCACGAUGAACGCUCUAUUCUCUCUCGUCCUUUGACCGCCUUUCUCUGGGACAAAGACGACAAGCCAUCCCCUACAUCAACGCCCAAGAAAGACAUGAUGGUUUUACCUCCUCUCUCUUCUGCAAAAGCAUCAUCUUCACCAAACGAUUUUAGUCGAUUGAAAUCUGUAUAA